Molecule: messenger RNA, 1092 nt
Organism: Verticillium nonalfalfae
Lineage: Eukaryota; Fungi; Ascomycota; Sordariomycetes; Glomerellales; Plectosphaerellaceae
Exons: 2
Coding region: 1-1092 (363 amino acids)
Source: RefSeq, a predicted model, not a curated record
AUGGCGAAAGACGUGAGCAGCGACGAACUGGCGCGGGAGCGCGAGCUCACGUCUCCGCCCGAAACGCUCCUGACCCCAGACGCCCACAAGCUCACGCAGACGAUGGACCAAGACACAGGGCCUGUGACAUCUCCGUACAUGGGCGCGCAGGUCCAGGUGCACUUCCGCAGCGGCCUGCCCUUCCACAUCCCCCGGGUCCUGUGGCGAAAGGCCCGCGCCAAGGCGUUUUACAGCAGCGCCGACCAAAACUACCACCUGCCCAACGUGCCCGACGCGGCCGGCCACGUGCUCAUCCACUACCUCGUCGCCGGCACCUACCAGACCCUCAAGCAGUCGACGGGGCUGAGCAGCCUCGAGGUCGCCGUCUACGUCUACACGACGGCGCUCGCGUGCCGGCUUCCCGCGCUGGCCGACCUCGCCAAGGCGCGGAUCGCCCGCUUCGCCGACGGCCUGGGGAGCCCGGCGCAGGUGCUGCGCGUCGUCAGCGAAGGCGCCAGGCUGCUGGCGCGCGAGGAUCCGUGGCUCGUCGGCUUCGUGGCGUCCCACGUGCGUCGCGUCCUGGAGGCCGCGCGCGCGCCCGGCGAGGACGAGGUGCUGCGGUGCUUUGGGCCGCUUGACGCGUUUUCCACGAUCCUGGUUCGGAGCAUGAUACAGAUCUGCGCCGCCGCCGUGGCGACGCCGGCUGUGUCUUGCGAGGAGCCCGUACUGGAGAAGCCGGAGCCUCGGGAGGAGAAGACGUCUUAUGCGCAUGGGUCUCCCCAACUCGAGCAGCGACCUACGGAAGCGGAGCGUGUUCUGGAUGAUCCACCUGCGCCAGAGCCGGAGCCGGAAUGGAUGAUCCAAGCCGAGCCUGCCGUGGUGAACGUGCCUUGCACGACAACGGCGAGGUGGGCGUUUGAUCAACCAGCGCACGAGGCACCGCCGGAAGCGGAGGCGAUGCCAGCAGAAGAGCCCGGGUGGACGCUCGAGCCAGUGUCGGAGCCCGCCCCUCCGGAGUGCGUGCCGGAGCCAGCGCCGGAAAGAGACUUGUGGGAAACGUGGGGCCAACCCAAGAAGGACAAGAAGCUGAAGAAGAAGAAGGGGCUGCUCUGA